CUGCAGCAGGGCGGCGGUGCCAUGCACUCGGACGACGUUGUCUGGGACACGCUGGGAAACAGGCAGUUCUGCUCCUACAAGAUCACGACAAAAACCCAGAACUUCUGCCGCAAUGAGUACAACCUGACGGGGCUGUGCAACCGCUCCUCCUGCCCGCUGGCCAACAGCCAGUAUGCCACCAUCAGAGAGGAGAAAGGUCGGUGUUACCUGUACAUGAAGACAAUAGAGCGGGCGGCUUUUCCUCGUCGCCUAUGGGAGAGGGUCCUGCUCAGCAAGAACUAUGAGAAAGCACUGGAGGAGAUCGACGAGAACCUCAUCUAUUGGCCACGGUUCAUCCGACACAAGUGCAAGCAGCGCUUCACCAAGAUCACCCAGUACCUCAUCCGCAUCAGGAAGCUGACACUCAAGCGACAGAGGAAGCUUGUUCCUCUACGCAGGAAGAUUGAAAGGCGGGAGAACAGAAGAGAGGAGAAAGCCCUGGUUGCUGCUCAGCUGGAUAAUGCCAUUGAGAAGGAACUACUGGAAAGGCUGAAGCAGGAUACGUAUGGAGACAUUUACAACUUCCCCAUCCACGCCUUUGACAAAGCUCUGCAGCAGCAAGAUGCAGAAAGUGAGAGCGAGUCCGAUGCUGAGAAGGAAGAAGAAGAUGACGAGGACAUGGAUAAAAGAGAGUUUGUGGAAGGAGAUGACAGUGACCUCAGUGACUUUGAGGACAUGGAUAAGUUAGAGACAAGUAGUGAAGAGGAGCAGGAAGUGGAGCAAGAAGUAGAGAAGAAAGCCUCUCACUCCAAAUCUAAAGGGAAAACUCCCCUGAAAGGACCAGCCAGAAGAAAACGUCCUUACAUUGAAAUAGAGUAUGAAAAAGAAACAGAGCCAGCCAGCAAAACAAAAGCAGCCUGACUCCUUCAACCUGCACUUUGUACUGAAUGACAGGAACCCCU
This is a messenger RNA of Neopsephotus bourkii (Bourke's parrot), 941 nucleotides long. It is a transcript of the gene MAK16, whose product is annotated as MAK16 homolog. Gene Ontology annotation, biological process: maturation of LSU-rRNA; maturation of 5.8S rRNA. The transcript has 11 exons. Bases 22 to 900 code for a protein of 292 amino acids. Lineage: Eukaryota; Metazoa; Chordata; Aves; Psittaciformes; Psittacidae. The record is from RefSeq and is a predicted model, not a curated record. Gene Ontology annotation, cellular component: nucleolus; preribosome, large subunit precursor.